Messenger RNA from Pyrus x bretschneideri (Chinese white pear), 1055 nucleotides. RefSeq names its product zinc finger protein ZAT10. The transcript has a single exon. NCBI's taxonomy places the organism in Eukaryota, Viridiplantae, Streptophyta, Magnoliopsida, Rosales, Rosaceae. Gene Ontology annotation, molecular function: DNA-binding transcription factor activity. The record is from RefSeq and is a predicted model, not a curated record. The coding region runs from base 16 to 861 and encodes 281 amino acids. Gene Ontology annotation, biological process: response to stress.
UUCAGCAAUCAUCAGAUGGCUCUGCAAGCUCUCAACUCGCCAACAGCCGCCGGACCCUCUCCUUUCCCAUUUGAGAACGAGGCCUCCAGCCUCGGCUAUGCCGAGCCGUGGACCAAACGCAAGCGUUCCAAGCGUCCACGCCUCGACACCCCUCACUCCGAGGAGGAGUAUCUUGCUAUCUGCCUCAUCAUGCUUGCCCGCGGAAACAGAGGUGGAGACCUCGCCUCUACUACCGCCACCGCCGCCACAGACACUAAAGAAACAAACUCCGCCGCCUCACACCAGAUCAUCACUCAAUCCCCCUCUAUGGAGCCCUCCACGUCAGCAGCGCCGCCGGUUAAGCUGAGCUACAAGUGCUCUGUUUGCGACAAGGUCUUCUCUUCUUACCAGGCGCUCGGAGGCCACAAGGCCAGCCACCGGAAAGGCUCUGCAGCCGGAUCGGCCAUCGAAGGCCCGUCCACGUCAUCAACCACAACAACCUCUGCCGCCGCCGCCACCGCCACAGCUUCCGGUAGGUCCCACGAGUGCUCCAUCUGCCACAAGUCUUUCCCCACGGGUCAAGCCUUGGGCGGCCACAAGCGCUGCCACUACGAUGGGGGCGCCGCCGGAUCCACAGCCACCACCACCGCUACCACGAGCGUUAUAACUUCCUCUGAGGGAGUCGGGUCAACUUCUCACGCGGUCAGCCACGGCCACCCGCGAGAGACGUUUGACCUGAACCUGCCGGCGUUGCCCGAGUUCUCCCGCGACUUCUUCGUCUCCGGCGAGGACGAAGUGGAGAGCCCCCACCCGACGAAGAAACCCAGGCUUCUACUGAUGAUGAAGCCCAAAAUCGAGAUUUCACAGGACCAACAAAAUUAGGACGACGAUUCCGGUCGACUCUGCGAAUCAGCUUCUGUAGACAUUAAAUUAGGAAUUAAAUAUUGGAAUUAAUAUCCGGCGUGUAAUUUCAGUUUUUUCUUUGAUUUGUUUUACGGGUUUGGAUUAUUUUGUUAUUGUAUAAACAUGCUGUUGAAGUAAUUGGAAUAUUCAAUUAAUUCUUUUUCCAAAAUUAA